AUGAACAAAUUCCUAAAGAAGAGGCCCGACGGCCAAAACGCCAGCGAUGAGGCCCUCCCUUCACCCGCACAACCACUGUCACCGGCCCUCAAAAAGGCAUCAACCAGCAGAUGGAAGAAAUCCAAGAAGGCGCCUGAGGUGCGCCCGCAGCUGGAUCUCUCCGCUGCUCUGCCAUCGACCGACGACUUCAGAACCAGUCUGAUCAUGCCCAGUCUGUCAACACGAUUCAGCAUGCUCAGGGAGCAGGACGACCCGAAAUCGCUACUUGGAAAGGCCUCGGACGACAGCGUGUUACAACCUAGGAGGAAGUCACGUUUGGCAGACUUUGGCUUCCCAUCGUCAGGACUCGCCGACAUCGCCGAAAUUUCAUCACUUCAUGCCUCAUUGCGCCCGCCCUUGACCCACGAACAUCGAGAACACUCAUAUCUAUCGGAAGACGGCUACGGAAGUGAUGCCGAAGCGCUCGGUGGCGGCAUCAUGAGUCGAUCUCGGCCGGGCGAGGGCAACGUACUUUUCGGCGGCCGUCAGAAGAUCUACAAAAUUCCGACCAGCGGCGCGGCCUCCACCAAGAGUCUGGGAAAGCUUGUCUAUGAUGAUGAUAUCGGAUAUUCGGCUUUCCAAAAGUACAGGCAGAAAGAGCGAGAGGAGGACGAGAGUCAUUUCGCACGACCUUCCAACGACAGCCAAGGCUUCGACUUUGGCCUUGACAAGGGCGAGCCUGACGACCAGGAUGAUGAUGGACAGCGCUCCCUGCUGAACGAUUCCGCAAAGGAUCUGUCGCAUUCGCCGUCAUUAUCGUCGUUUGACAGGAAGCGCUCCACAACAUCCUCAGACGCACACUCCAUUGCGCGUUCGUCCACUGCAGCAACAUCGAUCACAUCACAGCCCGCACUAUCAAGUGCAGCGCCCUCACCUGCCUAUGCCCCCGCGACUGUCAUGACCCCGGCUCCCGCGGCCUCAUCCGUGAUGGACAGGUCGAAUAUGAAGGCCCGGAGGCUGUACGAGCAGGGUCUCGAUCAGCACAUACAAGAGCAGCAAUCCUCAGCCAUCACUCGACUAAACUCCAUCCAACGCCAGCAUGCCAUGUCAGGGAAAAAGACUCCACCGUUUUUGCAGAGCACUAAGAGUGCUGGUAAUCUCCAGGAUCGCGUUCAUCAGCCGGUUUACGCUUUGCGUGGCCAAUCACCGCCGCUCUCGUCGCCUCUCCCGCCGCAAUUGAACUCAGCUGGCCCUGUCAGGCAUGCGAACUCUGCUUCCCCCAGCCCGGUCCCUAGCGGACCGCAAUCACCAAUCGAGAGUCAAUAUGACGAAUCUAAUUCGGCGUUUCAACAGCGUCCCAAUCGGUACGAAGAUGACCAGAGCGAGUAUCAGCCCAACACAUCUCCUGAUCUCUCCGCUCGUGCGACAUCCCACGCUGAGUCUAUGCACGAGCCUAGUAAGGCAUAUACGGUAUUUCAGAAUGCUGUGAAUCAAUUCCCGGUCAAAUCACCGCCAUCUUCAAUAAACAAAUCGACGCUUCCAGAUACUCAUCGGACUUUUUUCGGCAACAUCAGCGCCAGCGAAGAUGAGGAUGAAGAGGAAGUCAGCGAAAUCGCCAAGUCCUUCAAUCAGCCUGAGUAUGGAUACGGUGGCUAUCAAUCGAAAUGGCAGCCGACGCCUCUGCCUUCAGUGUCUGAGCACCCGGCUUUAAGAGAGGAGAAAUCGAGCCUUGCCGAAGACCUUGAAGAUGAAGGGCAGUCAAAGUCACACCUGAGGCAAAAGGCGUCCGCUCGCUCAUUGCGACACGUGGAUGCUAAAGCUGGAGCCCUUGUGCCCAGAGAACUUGAUUCUCCAACCCUAGGACCCCAAUCGCAAGCUUUGAAUGGAAUGGUCCACCAUCUCAGGCAGAAGAGCAACAACUCCUCGAUAUAUCCCGUUGAGAGCGGAAUCGGCGCUCAGCAGGAAGAAGCGGUUAAUGCUCCAUGGAAUUCCGGAUCUGCGCUGGAUACGCAGCACGCUUCAAUGCGAAGCUCACACUGCACUGCUUCCACACACUACACCGCUUCCAAUCCGUGGGAUAUGGACGAAUCCAACAGUGGUGCAUCCAGUGCAGUUGAUCGACCAGAGAGUCGAUCAGAAAUCUCGGGGUUUCAGGAAGGGGCCGCCAGCGACCGAGUGUCCGAGGUUCCUUCUGUGCAAAGUAGUGUCCCAUCUUGGCAGCGCGAGCUUCAAAAGCAGCAUCACACUCGAGAUCCGAGCAACGCAACUCUGCAAGACCGCGAGGCUUUCUCCCGAGACUUGGCUGCGAGGCGAGACGCCAUUCGAGAAAAUCUGAAGAGCUACGUGGAAACGAACAAUCCGAGGGCAGCCAGCCCAGUUCCGGGCGCAGCAGGUCCUCUUAGGGCUUUUGGUAUCAUGCGUGCGAAGUCUAGUGGAGAAUCGCUCGGCACCAUGCGCGAUCAGCACUCGAAAGGUUCCAAAGGCUUAGGCGCCAACUCCAAUGCCAGUGUCACCAGCUUGACUAAAGACGAGAGAUCUGGAUUCAGUCUGGAUCUGGCGCGGCCACGCGGCAACUCUUCUCCUCGCUCGGCAAUGCCACCGCCAGUCUCCCAGCACCCAGCCUUCAAGAACGAGAUUGGAGAGUCGGCGCGCGACACUGAAAUCGGUGAGCUGCCAAAGGAGCGCCAAUUGGCGUCGAGCCGAUCACCGGCAUUAACAGCUGCCCGCAACAGGAGUCGUUCCAACUCCACAACAACUACAGACCGAUCUCGAAGUCGCACUUCGCCAUACCGGGAUGACUUGGAAAAGGCAAUGAUUGAGGGUCAUGGAUCUUCCGCGACGGCACACGAGCCUUCCCCAGAAGCUUCGCCGGCCAUGUUGCCUUCCGACCGCGACAGCAACGGUAGCCGAACCAAUAUGCAACCAUAUUUCGACCAGAAGAUGGGUCUUGCUGCUCAGAACAUGAGCCGCCUUGCGCUGAAUGGACCGCAGGCUGUUCCUCUGCAGCCAAAUGUAUACACUCCUGGUCGUCCAGCUCCCGUGGCAAAUGCAUACACCUCCAAUCCAACACCUCCUCUUUCGACGUCUAGCAACGGAACUCCUGCUCCAGCCAGCCCAGCCACCUUCUCACCAGAGGAGUACUCUCCCAUCAUUCCUUCUUCCUCUCGACCCAGUGUUACACUGCGUAGGAAGACGGUUUCGAAAUCUGAAAUCUCCGAGCCUAUCCUGAUCUCGUCGACUUCGAACGUAGACACGGUGGACUUGCCUCCCGGCGCUUCCCUGAAGAAUGGCAUAGAUCAACCGCCGCCAAUUCCUCCCAUCAACCCGAGACGUCGGGGCACUCGGAAGCUCUUCGGCCUGGUCACCUCGAAAGACGCAAGCGAUAAGGAAACUGAGCUUCCAAUGCUCACACAGUCUGACCCGAAUCUACUCCAUGAGACGUCGUCGCCGUGCUCCGACCGAGGACUCUUUCCGCCCAGCAAUGUAGUGCGAAUCCCUGCACGGCAGGAGUCGCCAGCUCUUGAACAGUAUGGCUUCAACCGAGCCGAAUCUCCAGAAAGACGUGGACCGACGCGCGCCGUCACGGCCCCGAUGGGUGCUGGUGAAGUCGGCAUGUUCUGAUACGACCCAUAAUGAAACCUCCAAAAACAGCAAGCUUCGAUCAGCGAUCAGCGACAAACAAGAAAUUCUAGAAUAAUCGCGCUCGAGCGCGAGACACGCAGCGACUGUUUCAUUCUAUUCGAUUUCAUGUACAAUACUUGGUGCGGACGGACGACUGCUUUGAUUUUAUUUUCACGGAAGAAGAUGGCGCUGCUUGAUGGAAAAUGGAAGAAGUGUUCGGCAAAAGGCAAGGCGGGGCGGGGCACCCAGAACUCUGGACACACUUAUUACCAUUGCUCGUUCAGCCAGCUGGCUGUAGCAGUACGAUUGUGUUCUUCUUUUUCAAAACUCUCACGAAGAAUAUGGGAUUCGGCUGGCACACAGGCGCUCUGAGAACAGGACGGCUGUAACAAGAACUGUUUUGUCUCCUUUCUCUCCUGCAGAAUAUGCGAACGGAUGGUGUUUUCUGUGUGGUUUGGAAGAAGAGAGACAAAAAGAUGGCUACGGCUAUAGCAAUGGCAUUUGAUCGAUUUAGCGUCCGCACGAUACCACCAGACAGCGCCGGCUUUUUUCUUCUUUUUUUCUUUAGUUUUCUGAUACUACGGUUAGUUAGCUUAGUGUGUAAGAAAUGAAUUGAAUUGAAUAAGAAAGAGAGAAGCU
Pseudocercospora fijiensis CIRAD86 is the source of this 4239-nucleotide messenger RNA. RefSeq lists its product as uncharacterized. Bases 1 to 3600 code for a protein of 1199 amino acids. The transcript has 2 exons. The record is from RefSeq and is a predicted model, not a curated record. Lineage: Eukaryota; Fungi; Ascomycota; Dothideomycetes; Mycosphaerellales; Mycosphaerellaceae.